GGUUUUGUAAAAUAUUUAAGAAAACUAUAAAGAAUGGAAAGUGAAACAAACGAAUCUCCAACUACUUCAAAAAGGAUUCUACAAUUAUGGUCAGAUGGAGAUACUUGUCUGCUGUUGGAUUUAUAUGCGAAUUAUUUACCGGAAAUUGGACCACUUAAAAAAUUCAAAUCAAAAAAAGAUAUGUGGUCCAAAAUUUCCACAGAAAUUCCUGACAAAAGUGCUAAACAAUGUGAGGAAAGAUAUAAAACAGUGUUGAGGAGAAAAAAUCUGCGAAAAAUUAUAGAAUUUGAAGCGGAAUUGACUAAAAUUUGUAAACUUGAUGACUCUAUUGAACCUGAAGUACAAAUGAGCAGCCAACAAAUCCUCAAAAAGGAAAAAAUAAAUAAAGUGUCUAAAGGAAGUGAUAAAAAAAGGUCAGUACAUCAGAUAUUGGAGGAAAUUGCAGCUAAAAGAGAGGAAGCGAGAGAAAAGCGACACAAAGAAAAGAUGGAAGCUAUAGAAAAAACGCAAAGCCUUUUGCAAACAAUUUUACAAGAAAAAAAUUUGAUAUAAAAUAUCAAGACGAUUCUAAAAAAACAAAAUUCUAUAAACAACUUUUUUUUGACAACACAGACAACCAACAAAUACCAGCCUCAAUUGUUCCAACAAUUAAUGCAAAUUUGUUAAAUAAACCCGUUAAGGAAGGUUACAAAGUUCCAGUUUUUUUAUGACCUGAAGUAAAUUAUUUUUUUUAGAAAUUUCGAAAUAAGUGAAUUCAAAAGGUAUAGUAACUCCCCUUUGACGGUUUUGUUAAUCCAAUUGAAUGGCCUAAUCUAAUAAGAUCAUACGCCACAAACAAAUUAUUUUGAAAUAACUGAGUUUAAAGAACCGAAAAGUUAUAAAAAAAUCAAUUUCUGAAUUCGGGUGGCUUAUGAUGUUUUUACGACAAGCCCUUCAAUUGUCAUUUAGAAUUGGAACCAUUCAGACUGGUUUUAACGGUUUUAGUAGCUGUUGUUUUUGUCUAUAGUAUACACUAUAAUAUUUUGAUACUACUAUUUUUAUCUUUAAAGAUAACAAAUAAAAACUUU
This is a messenger RNA of Lucilia cuprina (Australian sheep blowfly), 1067 nucleotides long. RefSeq lists its product as uncharacterized. The record is from RefSeq and is a predicted model, not a curated record. The transcript has 3 exons. Lineage: Eukaryota; Metazoa; Arthropoda; Insecta; Diptera; Calliphoridae. The coding region runs from base 34 to 552 and encodes 172 amino acids.